Yamadazyma jaroonii is the source of this 477-nucleotide messenger RNA. Lineage: Eukaryota; Fungi; Ascomycota; Pichiomycetes; Serinales; Debaryomycetaceae. The record is from the annotation of a GenBank genome assembly.
AUGUCACAAAAUAAUAUGCAACCACCAGUAUUAUCAAUACCUGGAGACCAACAACAGACCGUCGACCAAGCACAACAAUACUAUACCGGACAAUUACAACGUAAACAGGCUCCUGAAGGAAGCGCUGAAUGGUAUUUCGAUCAAGCCACCAAUUGGAUGGGUGAUCAUCCAUGGAUCACAGGUAUAGGUUUAUUCGGAUUUGCCUAUGCCGCUUCAGGAUUAAUCAAAUCCAAACAACCUGGCUAUAACGGUAAAACCUUUGUCAAAGGAGCUUUUGGACAAAAAAUGACUGCCAAAGAAGCUUUACAAAUUUUGAAUUUAAAAGAAUCAAACUUAUCUCAACUCAAAUUAAAGGAACAACAUAGAAAAUUGAUGUUGUCUAAUCAUCCAGAUAAAGGUGGUUCUCCAUUUUUAGCCACCAAAGUUAAUGAAGCCAAAGAUUUCUUGGAAAAGAGAGGUGGAAUGAAAAAGAAAUAA